AUGACCGGACACGACGGCAACAUGUCGACCUCUUUGACGCUAGGCCUGGGCCUGUUGGCCGCCACUAUGACGCUCAUCACGGCGGGCAGCGUGGGGAUUGUGGGCUUCAUGCUGGGCCGUCAGAUCCCGCAGCAGGAGAUGGAGAGCUCCACUUCGCAGAAGCGCAACAAGCAUGACCACACGUAUGAACAGGAGCGUCGCCGCCGCCUUCGUAUCCCAAGCGGCACUGCCAGUGAAGACGUAAAGAUCACGGACAAGAAGGCCAUUAUGGAUGUGCGUAUCUCCGGCAUUCGACCGCUUAUCCCUCCCGCCAUCCUACUCGAGGAGAUCCCGCUCACGACCAAGAUCGUGCAGACCAUUAACCGUGGUCGUCAGGGUCUAGCCAACAUCCUGCGUCGUCUGGAUGACCGUCUCGUGGUUGUAGUGGGCCCGUGCUCCAUCCACGACACCGACGCCGCCAUGGACUACGCCAAGCGUCUGCUGGAGCUUAAGAAGGAGCUGAACAAGGACCUGCUCAUCGUCAUGCGCGUGUACUUUGAGAAGCCCCGCACUACUGUCGGCUGGAAGGGUCUGAUCAACGACCCGGACCUCGACGGAUCAUUCAAUAUCAACAAGGGUCUGCGCGUCGCCCGUGAGCUUCUGGCUGCUAUCAACGAGCUCGGUCUGCCGGCUGGCUGCGAGUUCCUGGACACCAUGUCGCCUCAAUUCAUCUCGGACCUGGUCAGUUGGGGUGCAAUUGGUGCCCGUACGACCGAGUGCCAGCUGCACCGGGAGCUCUGCUCGGGUCUAUCUAUGCCUAUUGGCUUCAAGAACGGCACGGGCGGCGACUUGCAACUCGCCGUGGACGCCGUCGUGGCUGCCAAGCACUCGCACUGCUUCCUGAGUGUCAGUUCGCAGGGUCUGGCGGCUAUUGUCAACACUUCGGGCAACGACACGUGCCACUUGAUCCUCCGUGGCGGCAAAUCCGGCCCCAACUUCGAGAAGGAGCACGUGGAUGACGCGUCUGCGCGCAUGCUCAAGUCGAACCUGGUGGACAACGUCAUGAUUGACUGCUCGCACGGCAACUCGCAGAAGAAGCACAAGAACCAGGUCAAGGUGGCGGCCAACAUCGGCAACCAGCUGCGUGCAGGUGACGACCGUAUUGUCGGCGUGAUGCUCGAGUCCAACAUUGAGGAGGGCAACCAGCCUCUGACGCCCGGCCAGCCGCUCGUGUACGGCAAGAGUGUGACGGACGCCUGCAUGGGCUGGGAGACGACUGUCGAGGUGCUGCGCGACCUGGCUGCUGCUGUGCGCGAGCGCCGGGCGAAGAACCACCAGUAA
Molecule: messenger RNA, 1320 nt
Organism: Phytophthora infestans T30-4
Lineage: Eukaryota; Oomycota; Peronosporomycetes; Peronosporales; Peronosporaceae
Product: phospho-2-dehydro-3-deoxyheptonate aldolase
Exons: 4
Coding region: 1-1320 (439 amino acids)
Biological process (GO): aromatic amino acid biosynthetic process
Cellular component (GO): cytoplasm
Molecular function (GO): 3-deoxy-7-phosphoheptulonate synthase activity
Source: RefSeq, a predicted model, not a curated record